Aspergillus wentii DTO 134E9 is the source of this 963-nucleotide messenger RNA. RefSeq lists its product as uncharacterized. The transcript is spliced from 2 exons. Lineage: Eukaryota; Fungi; Ascomycota; Eurotiomycetes; Eurotiales; Aspergillaceae. The record is from RefSeq and is a predicted model, not a curated record. The coding region runs from base 1 to 963 and encodes 320 amino acids.
AUGGAUCCCAACGCUACCGGCUAUCCUGCUCUGCAGCAACAGCAGCACCACACGGGCUAUCCUGUCACCACCCAGAGUCCACACGGCCAGCUCCCUUUCUAUCCGAACCCUAUGCCCCCGUUCCCCCAGUCCAAGACGCCAUCCCAGCAACAGCAACAACAGCAUUCUUUCGGUGCAGUGCCAAUGCAGCAGCCAGGCGGCCCCGGUGGAGCUAUGAUGCCUUCAGGUUUCCCCCAGCAUCCUUCGGGACCCCACGCCAACUUCUCUGCUCCUCCCUUUGCCCAGCCACCUGUCCCGACGACCAUGAGCCAAUUUUUACCACCGCAAGGUACCUCGACCUCGAGUAUUCCCACGACCGCAGCGCACGCCUUCCCUCAAAACAUGGCCUCGGUCUCAGCGAACAACAUGCUCCCCGCGCAGCAACGGCCAGUCCAACUACAACAGCCUCCCCAGCCCCAGCCACAAGCGCAACCGCAGCCGAAUCCUGCGCAGGCGGAGCCCCAGGGUCCGGCGGCAGCGCGCGAAAAGGCUCGCGUCGCGACCCUGCUCGAUAUCAACUCGAUGUUGCUGGAAGAAGUCGUGAAUCUGCGGGCGGCUGGUAAAGCUGGUGGUCCUCCUGUACCUCAGGAUGGAUCGCCCGCAGCCGACCCCGAGGCGGCCAAGGGACCAGUGCAGAAGCCGAGCCCGGAAUACAUCGAAUGUAUGCGCCGGUUGCAGGCCAACCUGGCUUAUCUCGCGACUAUUGCCGACCGGGCCAAGAAAUCGGGAGGCGUGCCUCCUCCGGGCCCUGCUAUCAUGACGCCGCCCCCGAACAUGUCAUCGAUGAAUGAGAUCUACAGCAAGCUCAACGAGCUCUUCCCGCGAACAGCCAAGAGCGCCGCCGGGACGCCACAGCCGAGUCCACAAGGUAUGCAGGGAAACGGCAACCCGAGCCCUUCCCCAGCAGCAGAGUCUGUCGUAUGA